AUGAAAUUACCCAGUUGGCUUUAUGCGGAUGAUUUAGUUGAAGGUUUAUCUGGACGUGAAGCAUUUCUAAAAAAUGAAGAUCUGAACCCAGUUGAACGUAAACGACGUCUAUGGGGACCAUGGAAUUUUGUUGCAUUUUGGCUAGCUGAUUCGAUUAAUGUUAAUACAUGGAUGAUUAUUUCAACUAUGGUUAUUGGCGGUUUAGCUUGGUGGGAAGCAUGGCUCUGCGCUUGGAUUGGUUAUACAUUUUCGGCUGUUUUCAUUUGUUUAUCUGGAAGAAUUGGUGCAACAUAUCAUAUCUCAUUUCCAAUUGUUAGUCGAUCUUCUUUUGGCUUAUUUGGAUCAUUAUGGCCUGUUUUUAAUCGAAGUUUUAUGGCAUGUAUCUGGUAUGGUGUUCAAGCAUGGUUAGGCGGAGAAUGUGUUGUACUCAUCUUACGAUCUAUUUGCCCUUCAUAUGGAACAUUAUCGAAUACUCUACCGGCGUCAUUUGGUACGAAUACACGAGAUUUCAUUGGUUUCAUUAUUUUUUGGACACUUUCAUUGAUCGCCAUCUGGUUUCCUGUACAAAAAAUAAGAAUUCUCUUUACUGUUAAAUCGGUUGUUGUACCUAUUGCAGCCGUAGUAUUCUUUAUUUGGACCUUAGUAAAAGCAAAAGGUCUUGGUCCUGUUAUUCAUCAACCUGGUACACUCAAAGGUAGUCUUCAUGCUUGGGCAUGGAUGAGUGGAAUUAUGAGUUGUAUUUCAAAUUUUGCUACACUCAUAGUUAAUAAUCCAGAUUAUACUCGUUUUGCUACACGUCCAUCAGCUGUUAUUUGGCCACAAUUACUUACCAUUCCGAUUGGUUUUUCAAUUACAUGUUUCAUCGGCAUAAUCGUCGGUUCAUCGUCGAAUGUAAUCUUUGGUCAACCUAUUUGGAAUCCACUAGAGCUUUUAGGUGAAUUUCUCGACUCUCAACCAUCAAUUGGAACACGUAUUGGUGUCUUCUUUAUCUCAUUAGCAUUUGCACUAGCUCAACUAGGUGUUAAUAUUGCAGCAAAUUCUGUAUCAGCUGGAUCUGAUUUAACAGCACUUUUACCGAAAUUUCUCAACAUUAGACGAUCUGGUUAUAUCUGUGCUGUAGUUGGUUUAAUUAUUUGUCCUUGGAAUCUUCUUGCCAGUUCUUCAACAUUUACAAGUUAUUUAUCUGCAUACUCUACUUUUCUUUCAUCGGUUGUUGGUGUUAUGAUAUCCGACUAUUAUUUUGUACGAAAAGGUUAUCUUAAUAUUAACGAACUCUAUUCAGGAUCAAAACAAGGCAUCUAUUAUUAUACAUUAGGUGUGAAUUGGCGAGCAUACGUUGCAUAUAUUGCAGGAAUUCUUGUUAAUGUAGUCGGAUUUGCUGGUGAACUAGGCGCGAAUAUUUCAAUUGCAGCACAUAAUAUGUAUCAUUUAAAUUUCUAUCUUGGAUUUAUUGCUUCUGCACUAUUAUACUACGUAUUAUGCAAAAUAAGUCCAGUGCCAGCAUGUGGUCAAAAAUGGCCAAGUGAAAUUAUUGAUGACGACGAUAAAGAAAUCAUACUUGAUACUAUAACCAUCAAUAAAAAAGAACAGAAUGAUGAUAUUAAAUUAUAA
This is a messenger RNA of Adineta steineri, 1611 nucleotides long. Lineage: Eukaryota; Metazoa; Rotifera; Eurotatoria; Adinetida; Adinetidae. The record is from the annotation of a GenBank genome assembly.